AUGGGUCAAGUUCCAAAGUUUCCUGGCAACAAAUACUUCUACAACGCCGUAGAUGACUGCUCAUAUGCACCGGCUAUCGCCGAUCUAUCAGUAUGGGCAACCACACAGGAGCACACGAAGAACGAAGCCUUCAACUCUGUAAAUGGCGACACUUACAUCUGGAGAUAUCUUUUCAGGCGUAUUGGGAAGUACUUUGGCAUGGAGAUUCCGGACCAAACUGAAUGGGAGGUCAUGGGGGACAAAGAGAAGAUGGCACACUCAUUUCGCAUGGAAGACUGGGCAGCUGACAAGAAGGAAAUAUGGAAUCGAGUUUGCGACAAGUAUGGAGGCAAUAAGGAAGCGUUCGACUGGGGAACUUGGUUCUUCUUCGAUUGGUCGGUCGGGAAAUCAUGGCCGACAUUGUCAUCUAUGUCCAAGGCACGUAGGUUUGGCUACUCUGGAUACUGGGACUCGUACGAAUGCUGGAUCGAGACGCUGAGAGCCUUCGAAAAUGCCGGCAUCUUGCCUCGCAAUGAGAGGCUGCACGAGACGCGACCCCUUACCGAGGAGAAAGGCUCUACAAAGAAUGGUGUGGUCAGCAACGGUGUUAAGCCCUCAGAUUGA
This is a messenger RNA of Exophiala bonariae, 603 nucleotides long. RefSeq lists its product as uncharacterized. The record is from RefSeq and is a predicted model, not a curated record. NCBI's taxonomy places the organism in Eukaryota, Fungi, Ascomycota, Eurotiomycetes, Chaetothyriales, Herpotrichiellaceae. The transcript is spliced from 2 exons. The coding region runs from base 1 to 603 and encodes 200 amino acids.